UCAAACUCCUGACCUCGUGAUCCACCCGCCAGGGCUAGGUUUCUUACGCCAAUCAAGAACUUUCUCCCUGUGCUCAAAAUUCUAUGCGCUGGGGUCUCAUUAAAUACCAUGGCCAAUUCAGGGGCUGAAAUAGAACACAACUCAGCUCCCCUACUCCAGAGACUUGCAGGAUAGACUCAUGCUGUCUUUGCCGCCAGUGAGAGCGGUGGAGCUGCCUGUGCAUGUGCAGUCCUGAGAGCGAGAUGCAAGCCCGAGGAGGGGCGAGGCUGUGGCCCCCGCUGCUCACAAAGUCCUCCUGCUUGUCUCAUGUCACCACCCACCUCCCUCCUACCACUGCCUCCCAAGAUGAGAACACCUGCGUAGGUGGAUGAUUCCCUGUCGAUGUGCAUGGAAGAGAAAUCAAACAUUCUGAUGGUGAUGGCAGCUCUGGGGUUUUGCUCUAACUGGAACACAACUGUCAUUCACAAGGUACCUUGUCACAUAAUGUCUCUAUUGUCCCCAGAUCUUUGCAAUUGAAGCAGGUAUUUCUCCCCAUUCUGCCGAUGCAGAAGUUCAAGAAAUUAAAUGGCUUAGUUGAGGCACCAAGGGGGAAGGAGAGCAAAGACACAGAGGCUGCCGCUGGGCUCCCGGUUCUGGCCCCUCCACGUCCCAUUGUCUCCACAGAGAUAGGGAGAAUCAGGCUAUAACCUGGGUAGGGAAGAAUGGAUGCAAGAAGGAGGAAUGUGAUCAAUUCCUCUUCUCAGGUAGUAUUCAUUCCAACAUUCUCAAUGUGUCACAGGCGCCAGAAAAUGCUGCAACAUGAAAAGUGACAACCAGAGCUUCUCAGGGGACCCCCCUCCAGCCUUCAUCCUCCUGGGUGUGUCUGACCGGCCGUGGCUGGAGCUCCCGCUCUUCGUGGUCCUCCUGCUGUCCUACGUGCUGGCCAUGUUGGGGAACGUCGCCAUCAUCCUGGCAUCCCGGCUGGAUCCUCAGCUCCACAGCCCCAUGUAUGUCUUCCUCAGCCACCUGUCCUUCCUGGACCUCUGCUACACCACCACCACUGUCCCUCAGAUGCUGGUCAACAUGGGCAGUUCCAAGAAGACCAUCAGCUAUGGAGGCUGCACGGUGCAGUACGCAGUCUUCCACUGGCUGGGAUGCACGGAAUGCGUCGUCCUGGCCGCCAUGGCCCUGGACCGCUACGUGGCCAUCUGCGAGCCCCUCCGCUACGCCGUCCUCAUGCACCGUGCUCUCUGUCAGCAGCUUGUGGCUCUGGCCUGGCUCAGUGGCUUCGGAAACUCCUUGGUGCAGGUGGUCCUGACCGUGCAGUUGCCAUUCUGUGGGCGGCAGGUGCUGAACAACUUUUUCUGCGAGGUGCCGGCCAUGAUCAAGCUGUCGUGCGCCGACACCACUGUGAACGAUGCCACGCUGGCUGUGCUGGUGGCCUUCUUUGUGUUGGUGCCCCUGGUUCUCAUCCUUCUCUCCUAUGGUUUUAUUGCCCGCACAGUGCUCAGGAUCCAGUCCUCCAAGGGACAACGCAAGGCCUUUGGGACCUGUUCCUCCCACCUGAUGGUCGUCUCCCUCUUCUACCUACCUGCCAUUUACAUGUAUCUGCAGCCCCCUUCCAGCUACUCCCAAGAGCAGGGCAAAUUUAUUUCUCUCUUCUAUUCCAUGAUCACCCCGACUCUCAAUCCCUUCAUCUACACCCUGAGGAAUAGAGACGUGAAGGGAGCUCUGAGGAGACUCCUGGCCAGGAUCUGGAGCCUCUGCGGAUGGUGAGGACCUGAGAAGUGGCAUCUCCAUCAACUGAGGAACACUGGACACACCUACUGUGUGCUCAGAGCAUCUUUCACUUAAGGAGCUAAUACCCAGAAAGCUCAAAGCCUGUCCCCAAACAUCUCACUUCCGGUCAUAAUACCCCAAAUCCCACAUCUACAAAUAAAGUCCAUUUUAAAAGUGUAAUUCUAAGAGGCCAUAUGUUUUCAAGAGUUGUUUAAAUAGACUUCAAUAUUUGUUGAAUUAUUUAACUUCCAGUUUCCUGAUU
Molecule: messenger RNA, 2020 nt
Organism: Cebus imitator (Panamanian white-faced capuchin)
Lineage: Eukaryota; Metazoa; Chordata; Mammalia; Primates; Cebidae
Product: olfactory receptor 2B11
Exons: 1
Coding region: 799-1755 (318 amino acids)
Biological process (GO): G protein-coupled receptor signaling pathway
Cellular component (GO): membrane
Molecular function (GO): olfactory receptor activity; G protein-coupled receptor activity
Source: RefSeq, a predicted model, not a curated record